AGUACGGACAACUGUAACUUCCGGCGUCCCUAAAAUUAAAAGCCUUCUCCCUUUGUGUAAAAACUUUUCGCCGUUCCGGUCCUGCAUUUUAAGAAAAUGUUAGGUUUUGUCGAGACAGACUAUAUUAAGCUUUAAAUUUAUAACUUCGUUUAAAAAAAAAAAAACAUCGGAUAACGUUUUGUUCCGUUACUCGUUUGGUUCCUCCAGACCAGAGCUGCUUCUUCUGCUCAAAGCGUAGCAAAGAUGGCGGAGAAAGAGGAGAGUGGGGAAGCUGGGGAAGACAAAACUGAGCUGCAGAUCAUCAAGGAGCUGGUGGAUGAACUCUACACCUUCAGAGACUGCUACUUUGAGACGCACGGCGUGGAGGAGGCCGUGCGCAAAGACGGCGACGUCAAACAGAAGAUGGAGCAGACGCUGAAGAAGCUGGAGGAGAAAGAAGACGGCCUAAAACACAAAGCAGAGUUCCUGCUGCAGAAAGGCAGGUGUCUGAACGUGGCCGCGGACUUCAGCGCCGACGCCGAGGAGUGCCUGUCCCAGGCUGUGAAGCUGGAUCCCCGCCUGGUGGAGGCCUGGAACAUACUGGGGGACCAGUACUGGAAGAAGGGAGACCUGAUCGCUUCCAAGAACUGCUUCACCGGCGCCCUGCAGCGGGAGAAGAACAAGGUGUCUCUACGCAACCUGUCCAUGCUGCUGAGGCAGCUGCCCGCAGCCAGCGACGACGAGCACGGUAAGCACGUGCUGGAGAGCGUGGACCUGGCCCGGGACGCCGUGCAGCUGGAUCUCAGCGACGGCACUUCGUGGUGUAUUCUUGGAAACGCCUACUUGUCUAUGUUUUUCCUCUGCGGACAGAACCCCCAGUUCUCUCAACAAGCUCUAAGUGCCUACGCGAAAUCUGCGGCAGACAGGAUCGCCUCCAGCACGCCGGACCUGCACUUCAACAGGGCCAACCUGUUCCAAUACGAGGAGCUGUUCGGCUGCGCGCUGGAGGGCUACAGCCGGGCGGCGGCGCUGGACCCCAACUGGAAGGAGCCGCCGGAGAAAGAGAAGCAGCUGCUGGAGCAUCUGGACAAGGUGACAGAACUCACCCGGAACAAGGGCAAGGUGAAAACGCGUCGGCUGAGGACGAUGCUGUCGAGCCUCAACACGUCGGCUCUGGGGCCGUGCUCGUCCCCGCAGUUCAGCUCUCCGUCCGGCCGCGUGGGCAGCCUGGAGCCGCGGCCCCUCUCCUCCCUCGCGCAGGGCCACAAUGCCGGGGUGGCCGCCAUGGGGAAGGUGGUGUUCAGCCUGGCCUCCCAGGGUCACGUGGCCUUCACGUUCGGCAUGGUUGACAGCGAGGAGACGUGCAUGGCGGUGAUGGUGUACAACACGGCGAACUCCUGGGGCGUCCUGAUCGGCGACUCCGUGGUCAUCCCCGAACCCAACGUCAAGCGCCACCUCAUCGAACACAAGGACAAGUCGUACGACUUUAAAAGCAUACGCGUGGACUCUCCCCUGCUCCUCUUCGUCAACGGCAAGAAGCAGAACGUCCAGAGUCAAAUCCCUACCUCCAUCAGCUACCAGGGCCACUGAAGGCUCAGAGAAACGGACUGAGACCCCCUGGCUGGAGUUCAUCUGUUUGUUUCCUUUAGGGUUUUUUUGACAUGUUUUCAAGAUCUGUUCCUGUUUUCAACAUUUCCGUUGUAAAUACCCCUCACUUUUUGUUGUUGUUUUUAUAUUUAUGAUGUUCUGAUUUUGUUCCACAACAGGGUUGUUUCAUGAAUGAAUGAGCGUGUAAUGAGUUAAUAUUGUUUACCGGAGAGGGGAAAAAAAUUACUUUUUCCUGGACCCUUUUCUUAGAGAAACUCUCCCAGGGGAAUCGCUGCCAAGUCAGACACCCUUAAAGACGGCUCCAGAUGUUGCACAGAGGUUUGCAAGGUUAACAGUUGUUAGUUGUCAGUUGUUACGGAUGACAAUAGGACAUAAAGAAGUUAUAAAGCUAA
Fundulus heteroclitus (mummichog) is the source of this 1979-nucleotide messenger RNA. RefSeq names its product tetratricopeptide repeat domain 5 (gene ttc5). The transcript has 9 exons. NCBI's taxonomy places the organism in Eukaryota, Metazoa, Chordata, Actinopteri, Cyprinodontiformes, Fundulidae. Gene Ontology annotation, molecular function: protein binding. The coding region runs from base 244 to 1569 and encodes 441 amino acids. The record is from RefSeq and is a predicted model, not a curated record.